CGGCGGGGGCGGGGCCGCGGUCCGCGUGGGGCGGCCGGUGCGCGUGGCGCGAGCGCCGGGAUGGAGGCGCAGCUGGAGGUCGUGGAGAAGCUGGAGAGCCUGGCGUUCGAGCCCGGCACCGCCGGCACGGCGCCGGGCGGGGAGCGGCCGGCGGGCACGGAGGACGCACCGGCCCCUCCGGAGGGCGGUGGGGAAGCCCAGGCCCCGCUGCCUCCGGCCGCAGGAGCGCCCCGCUCGCCGUCGCCUGCGGGAGCGCCCCGCUGGCCGUCGCCCGCUCGGCUCAGCACGCCCGCUGCCGCUGGGCCCUCCUCGGACUCGGACAGUGAUACGGAUUCAGAUAGUUCAUCAACUACAUCCUCCUCUAUAUCUUCACUAGUAUCUGAUGAAGAUGAUCAUCCAGAUAAGAAGGGUAACAGAUCUUACUGUGUUAAAACAAAAGAUGAAUUACCUAUUGACGAACUACCUCCUGUUGAAGACUUAUCAAUAAUUCUGCCGGAUAACAUUGAACUGAAGCUCUUCGGGACAGUGUCCAGCAUUAUUGAGCAGCUAGUAGUAAUUGAAUCACUGAGAGGCCUACCUCCAGUAAAUGAGGAGAGCAUAAUUUUUAAAGAAGAUCGGCAAGCAGCAGGAAAGAUAUUUGAGAUAUUUGGUCCCGUCGUACAUCCUUUUUAUGUGUUAAGAUUUAACAGCUCUGAGCAUAUCAAAGAAAAAGGUAUUAAUGUGCAAGAUAGCAUGUAUUUUGCUCCAUCAGUGGAGGACUUCACCCAGUAUAUAUUUGCAGAGAAACUAAAAAUGGAGAAAGGUUCAGAUGCAUCUUGGAAGCAUGACCAAGAACCACCACCUGAGGUCUUGGAUUUCAGUGAUGAUGAAAAAGAAAGAGAGGCAAAACAGAAGAAAAAGAAGCCUGAAAGUGAAGGAAGGAAAAAACUCAGAUCAGAAACAAUUCCAAGUGAGAAGAAAGGAUUUCACCAGUCAACAUGGCAGCCUGCUUCAAGUUAUUCAAGGGGAUAUCGUGGCAGAGGGUUUGCCAGGCAUUCACUUCCUCCUCCAUCAGGCCCUCGAGGGUUUUGGAGACCACAAGUAAGACCACCACAGCUGUACUCUUCAGACAGGAGGAUACACCAGGAAUCGCCAGUGUUUCCACAACGUUAUAGAAAAGAAUAUCCAAUGAUGCAGCAGUAUCCCUGUCCUCCUCCGGGCUUUGGUUCUGUCAAUGACGUGCAGCAAUUUCCCCCUCCGCUUUCCAAUACGAAUAUGAAUUGGACAGGCCCAAACAUGUACAACUCGUCAUACCCAUUUUUACCACCUCCUCCUCCGCUGCCACCUCCCCCUCCUCCAGAUAGCCAUCCUUCCCAGUUCAGGCCUUACUAAGUUUCCAUAAAUGUGCAUACAGAACAUUGCAGUAUACAGGACUGCCGAGACUGUAUUCCUUUAUUUUGAAGAUACUUUUACUGCAGCUGUAGAACAAAUGCAGAAUUUUGUACUUUGUGGGACGGUCACAGAAAAUUAUUUUUUUCUAUAUAUGUUUUCUGUUUCGAAAAAGAAAAUUAUAAAAAUAACUGAAUAUUAAAUAAUUGUUUAUUUUUAUAAUAUCUGUUCCUUUGAAAUGAUAAAUAAAAACUUUUUGGAGACUGGUA
Pseudopipra pipra is the source of this 1637-nucleotide messenger RNA. RefSeq names its product nuclear assembly factor 1 ribonucleoprotein (gene NAF1). Gene Ontology annotation, biological process: box H/ACA snoRNP assembly; ribosome biogenesis; pseudouridine synthesis. The coding region runs from base 61 to 1371 and encodes 436 amino acids. The transcript is spliced from 8 exons. Gene Ontology annotation, molecular function: RNA binding. Gene Ontology annotation, cellular component: sno(s)RNA-containing ribonucleoprotein complex. Lineage: Eukaryota; Metazoa; Chordata; Aves; Passeriformes; Pipridae. The record is from RefSeq and is a predicted model, not a curated record.